AUGUCAUUAGCAGAUCAGAAACAAAUAUCAGCUGCAUCACUACAGCCGGAAUUAUGGACUUCAUCAUCCAAUGAUGCAUUAAAAUGUUUUAUAACAAAUGAAGAAGAAGCAAUAAAAUUUCAACCAAUUUUUACAUAUCCAAUAUUUGGAGAUUCAGAAACCAUAUAUGGUUAUAAAGAUUUACAAAUUUUUUUAUGUUUUGAUCAUUUUACAUUUAAACCAUUUUUAAAUAUUAAAUAUUUGGAAAAAUUAAAUGAUUCUGAUUUAAUUGAUAUAAAAUCAACAAUUGGAAAAUAUUUACCUGAUUCUACUAUUUUUAAAGAUGAAAUAAAAUGGGUUGAUUCAAUAAAGGAAGAAAAACAAAAUUAUAAAAUACCGGGAAAUAAGGUUGAUGAAUUUAAAAUAGAUAAUAUUGAAUAUGAAAUUUAUAAAAUAGAUUUAUCUUCACCUGAAGGAUUGGAAUUACAUAAAAGAUUACAAAUAUUAGUACUUUUAUAUAUUGAAGCUGGUUCAUUUAUUGAUUCAGAAGAUAAAUUAUGGGAUUUAUAUGUAUUUUAUGAAAAACCUCAAGGAGAAAAAGAACCUUCUAUAGUUGGUUUCACAACAGCUUAUAAUUAUUGGACAUAUCCAGGAGCUUUAAAAUUUGAUGAAGGUAUAAAAGAAACAAGAAUUAAAAUAUCACAAUUUAUAAUAUUACCAAUGUAUCAAAAUAAAGGAUUAGGACAAAUUUUUUAUACUCAUUUAUGUGAUAAUAUAUGGUUAAAAGAUUCAAAUAUUAUAGAAAUAGUUGUUGAAGAUCCAAAUGAACAAUUUGAUGAUUUAAGAGAUAAAGCAGAUUUAAAAAGAUUAUCAAAUUUAAAUUUUGAUUUUAGUAAAGUUAUACCAAAUAAUAUUGAUUUGAAUUGGGUAAAUAAAACAAAAAAAGAUUUAAAAUUUGAAAAUAGACAAUUUUCAAGAUUAUUAGAAAUUAUAUUACUUUAUAAAUUAAAACAUACAAAAGAUGUUUCAAAAUCAGAUGUUAGAAAAUUUAUAAAACAAAGAUUAUAUAAAAAGAAUAAAGAAGGUUUAGAUAAUUUAGAUGAAAAUAAUAGAAAAGACAAAUUACAAACUGCUUAUCAAAAUUUAGAAGAUGAUUAUUAUAGAAUAUUAGGUGAUAUAAAUUUACCUGCGAAAAGAAAAAGAGAAGAUUAA
Molecule: messenger RNA, 1191 nt
Organism: Lodderomyces pseudojiufengensis
Lineage: Eukaryota; Fungi; Ascomycota; Pichiomycetes; Serinales; Debaryomycetaceae
Gene: HAT1
Product: histone acetyltransferase catalytic subunit
Exons: 1
Coding region: 1-1191 (396 amino acids)
Biological process (GO): subtelomeric heterochromatin formation
Cellular component (GO): nucleus
Molecular function (GO): histone H4 acetyltransferase activity; histone binding
Source: RefSeq, a predicted model, not a curated record